UGGCGAUUCAAAGCUGGCCCGACAACAGCAGCUUUACCUCACUGCCCUUCCAUCAGCAUCUCACCUUCAACCGGACAGACGCACAUCCACCGCCGCACCCGAUAAAGAAGAGGAUAAAACCCACUACAUAGAGGGACAGUGUCAGAAAGAGCGUCAAGAGGGAUCGAGCGAUAUUAUCAGUCCGUUAUUUUAAUGAUGUAGGGGAUCGUUUGCGGUUUUACAUGUAAUUUAGCCAGCCUCACUGCGACAAGGAAAACACCGUCCAGCUGCGCAAAAAUAAAUGUCAGCCUUUCUGAGCUUGUAAAGAUAAAACCAGCGAACAUCUUCAGCUUUCGUCAUCGACCUCACAGCGGUAAAGGACGAGGUCACUACGUAUCCUUCGUCAUUUAUUUUGACGGUCAGAAUAGGCCCUGAUCACUUGCUCUCCAGCUUCAGCAGCAUCUUCGCUCUAAGCAGAAAGCAGCAUCCUUCCUCCUCAUUGAAUCUGCGCAAUGGCCGAUGUCCCAGCAGAGUGCAACAUAAAAGUGCUGUGUCGCUUUCGCCCUUUGAACCAGUCUGAGAUUGUACGUGGGGACCAGUUUAUCCCCAAAUUCCAAGGAGACGACACUGUUGUUGUCGCGGGAAAGUCCUACUCAUUUGACCGAGUGUUUCCGACCAACACCACCCAGGAGCAGGUGUAUAACACCUGUGCCAAGCAGAUAGUCAAGGAUGUUCUCUUUGGAUAUAAUGGCACUAUCUUCGCAUAUGGACAAACCUCCUCCGGGAAGACUCACACCAUGGAGGGAAAGCUGCAUGACCCUCACCAGAUGGGUAUCAUCCCCCGUAUCGCUGAGGACAUUUUUAAUCACAUCUUUGCCAUGGAUGAAAACCUGGAAUUCCACAUCAAGGUUUCAUACUUUGAGAUCUACAUGGAUAAAAUCCGUGACCUUCUGGAUGUGACAAAGACCAACCUCUCUGUCCAUGAGGAUAAGAACAGGGUGCCGUAUGUGAAGGGAUGCACUGAGCGUUUUGUCUCCAGCCCUGAUGAGGUCAUGGAUGUGAUUGACGAGGGCAAAAAUAACCGCCAUGUUGCUGUGACCAACAUGAAUGAGCACAGCUCUCGCAGCCACAGCAUCUUCCUGAUCAACAUCAAGCAGGAGCAUGUGGAGACUGAGCAGAAACUGUGUGGAAAACUGUACCUGGUGGAUCUGGCUGGCAGUGAGAAGGUCAGUAAGACUGGUGCUGCAGGAGCUGUCCUGGACGAGGCUAAAAACAUCAACAAGUCUCUUUCUGCUCUGGGAAAUGUCAUCUCCGCCUUGGCUGAGGGCACGAAAACUCAUGUGCCGUACCGUGACAGCAAAAUGACCCGCAUUCUGCAGGACUCCCUCGGUGGAAACUGUCGCACCACCAUGUUCAUCUGCUGCUCUCCCUCCAGCUACAAUGAUGCUGAAACCAAAUCCACCCUGAUGUUUGGACAACGUGCCAAGACCAUCAGGAACACGGCCUCCAUCAACCUGGAGCUGACGGCAGAGCAGUGGAAGAGGAAGUACGAGAAGGAGAAGGAGAAGAACAAGACGAUGAAGGAAACUAUCCAGAAUCUGGAGGCUGAGCUCAACCGCUGGAGAAAUGUGACUUCAUCCAUCCAAUCAGGAGAGGACGUGCCUGAGACCGAGAGGACCACGGCAGAUGUGGUGAACCGCAUCGAGACCAUCGAGGAGCGUCCUGUUUUGGACAAUGACACCUCCUCCAUUGUGGUCCGCAUUUCUGAGGAGGAGCGGCAGAAGUAUGAGGAGGAGAUCCGCAAACUGUACAAGCAACUGGAUGACAAGGAUGAUGAGAUCAACCUUCAGUGCCAGGUGGUGGAGAAACUGAAGCAGCAGAUGAUGGACCAGGAUGAGCUCCUGGCAUCAUCCAAGGGCGACGGUGACAAGGUCCAAGCUGAGUUGGGCAGGCUGCAGGUGGAGAGCGACUGCGCCAAGGCCGAGGUGAAGGAGGUGCUGCAGGCUCUGGAAGAGCUGGCCAUCAACUAUGACCAGAAGAGCCAGGAGGUGGAGGAGAAAGGCCUGCAGAACCAACUGCUGGCUGACCAAUUGUCCCAGAAAAUGGCCAGUCUGAUGGAGCUGGAGGCGGAGCUUUCUCGUAUGCAGGAAGUGAGCGGUCAGCAGAGGAAACGCAUCGCCGAUGUCCUCAAUGGUCUGAUGAGGGACCUCAGUGAGUUCAGCACCAUUGUGGGCAACGGGGAGAUCAAGCUGCCGGUGGAGAUUAGCGGUGCCAUUGAGGAGGAGUUCACUGUGGCUCGCCUCUACAUCAGCAAGAUUAAGUCGGAGGUGAAGAGCAUGGUGAAGCGCUGCCGCCAGCUGGAGAACAUGCAGCUGGAGUGCCAUCGCAAGAUGGAGGAGACUGGGAGGGAGCUCUCCUCCUGCCAACUCCUCAUCUCUCAGCAUGAGGCUAAGAUCCGCUCCCUGACGGAGUACAUGCAGAGUGUGGAGCAGAAGAAGAGGCUGCUGGAGGAGAGCCACGACUCCCUGAGUGAAGAACUGGCCAAGCUGCAAGACCAGGAUAACUCCCUGCUUGAAGAGAAGGAGGCGGAGAAGGGCGAGACCGAGGAUGGAAAUGUGAAGAAGACUAUUCGUCAGCAGGGGGAGUCUCACCGUGGCCUCCACCACCAGCAGAUGGCCCGCCUCCGGGAUGAGAUCAACGAGAAGCAGAGGAUCAUUGACGAGCUCACUGAUCGCAACUCUAAGCUGGAGCUGGAGCUGGCUCAGGUUCGUGCCGACUUUGAGCGCCUGAAGAGUCAGGACAACAGCAAGAGUGAGCGCCUGGAGGAGCUCUCAUUCCUGCAUGAGCGUCAUGAGCAGACCAAACAGGACUUGAAGGGUCUGGAGGAGACUGUCGCCCGCGAACUCCAGACCCUCCACAACCUGCGCAAGCUGUUCGUUCAAGACCUCACGUCGCGGGUUAAAAAAAGUUCCGAAAUGGAACCUGAUGAUAGCGGGGGGUCUUGCACCCAGAAGCAGAAGAUUUCCUUUCUUGAAAAUAACCUGGACCAACUUACAAAGGUUCACAAACAGCUGGUUCGUGACAAUGCAGAUCUGCGCUGUGAGCUUCCAAAGUUGGAGAAACGUCUUCGGUCUACUGCUGAGAGAGUUAAGGCCCUGGAGACUGCACUGAGGGAUGCAAAAGAGGGCGCCAUGAUGGACCGCAGGCGCUACCAGCAGGAGGUCGACCGCAUCAAGGAUGCCAUGAGGGCAAAGAAUGCAUUGAGGCGCCCCCAUGCAGCACAGAUCGCCAAGCCAGUGAGACCAAAGCAGCUGCCGGUCUGCUCUCCCACCAACCCUUUCUACACAUACAUCCGCGCCACUGAACAGGCCAACACCUACAGCAACGCCCUCUUCCAGAGCAGCGCGACACAGCCCAGCUCUGCCAGCGUCAACUGCAACCCAAACUCUGUCCAGAGCAACACAGUUUCCACAGCGCUGGGCUACAGAGCAGGCAGAUAUAAUGGAGACAUACUGGAGUCCUUCCCACUCAACAUAGACAACGGUAACAACAUCAGUGAAACAAGAGACAUCAAUGACAACAGGAGUGAUGUUCACUGUGGCAGCGAGGUGGAUGAUCCCAACAGGCACUACGUCAUUCAGCAGGAGACAGCUGCAAGUUAAUGCCUUGAAGAUGACCAAACACUGUACCAUCCAAGGACCCUCCCUUCCCAUCUGCAUGCAGCCUGUUUCUCCCAUUCCUACACUGCAUCACUGAUGAAUCUGAAACUGCAUCAUCAUCACUGAAGAUGAUGAUGAAGAUCUGUAGCCCCCUGUAGAUGCCUAACUAGAUGAGGCCCCUCCUGCUCCCAUGUUGACCAUGAUCACACUCAGGUUUGGGUACAGUCUCUUCCAGUUCAGUCCUUGCAGGAAAUCAACUUGAGUACAUUGCCGUUGUAUCUUUCAGAAAACGGAAACUCAGUGAUCGCUCAGCCGCUCAAUUAGUCAACCAGAUAUCACUGAUGAUCAUUAACUUCUGGAAGAGGUUGAACUGAAACGGGGCUGACUCCAUCCCUGAUUACUAAAUACACACAUGUUGUAAAUAAUACUUUUUGCUGUAUACUCCAGUAGAGGUCAUUGACCCUCAACUGUUUGUGUGAAUGCACAGCCUCCACAUUCCCCAGCACAUCUUCUUACGUGCAUCAUGUGGAUGACAUGCUGUAGGCAGACAUGACCUUUUUCUCUGUCGUAAAUAAGAGUAUAGUGUGUAACGCCAGCUAGUAACAGAAGACACACACUCUGCAUGCAUGUCGCUUAGCGGGUUAGCUUUCAAAUCUUUGCAUGUGUCCUGACUCCAGGCAGGAGCUGGUAUGCUGCGAGUAAACAGCCUGAGCGAUUUUGACAGAUGUCACUGAGAGAAAGAGAGAGCUGGUUUCCCUUGAAUUCUGAUCCUGGUUUGAUUCUUCAGAAUUUAUAAUCAAAUCUAAACUGGGCUGAUGUGUUAAUGUGGCUUAAAUACACCCAACACUGUAUCUAGUUUUAAUUUCAUUGAAGAGGAAAUCAGAUGUGAGCCGGUAAACCCAGCCCAGAAUUGUAAUGUGUAUGGAGGAAACCUUUUGUAAUUGCUUUGAUACUGUGAUGUUAAAGCUGUAUAGUUCCAUUGUACUUUUCAGGUAAUGUUGCCCGUGUCUCUCUACUGUGGCUCUCUCCCUGCAUUGCACCUACAUCGUGUGAGUCUUUAAAGCAAGCCUUUUAAAAUAGCUGGUUUCUCAUGAUCAAACUAACAUGCUGUCAUGUGCAUACAUCUGUAAUUACUACCUCUGGAGCUGCUAACUAUACACUUAUUACAGUAUACCAAGAUAUCACACUUUCAAAUGCUGAAUAAGAGCUGACCUUAGAGCUUGUAGAGAUAGUUGGAACCUUUAGUACAACAAAAAGGUGUAGGUAGAUUUAAAUCAUCUUAUCAGAGCAGUAGUUAUGCUCCCAUGAAGUUCAUGCAUAAACUCCUUUUUCAUCACACAACAGGAUCAGAGCAGGGGCAAGAUGAGCGUCGCUGUCAAAAUAGAAGUAUUUGAUUAAUCAUUUAAAAGCUCUUAAAAUGUCCAUUUGGCACUGAAAAGCCCGAAACAAUGAUUUGUAUAUUCUUUGUCCCCUUAUGUAAAGUUACUAACUGGUUUUGAUUUAACAAUUUGUUUUUAAAAUCAGAAGUGAAUUGACAUCGUAAGCCCUCUGGAGACUGUAUGGAGGUGAUUCAGUGCUUUUUAACAGAGCUGUCAAAAGUCCAGUGAUUAGGGAUUGUCUUUGAAACGAGUCCCCAGCUGAGCAGCCACCAGUUUGGGAUGGACGUGUCGUUUUACACAAUCUGGAUAUUCAAACUGUUCGGUCAGGUCAUGUUGUUGUUCUUCUGUAAGAAAUCCUGACCAGCCAAUCAGGAAAGAAGAAAGCAGCAUGUCCUUCUUGAGGUGAUGAAGAGAUGGAUGUGUUUAGACUAAGCCGAGUCACUGGAUUCAAAAACAGCACUAUUUAUGACAACAAAACUUUUUUUUUAAGAGCACAUGAAUUUAAAGUGAGGGGUAUGUUAUGCUCACACUUCUGUUAGACACAUUUGAUCACAAAUCAAGUUGGAUUCUUAACAGUUUGAUUACAAAUCACAUUAUAUAGCUUUAAUUUGAUAUUUCUUUAUUUAAAGUUCAGUGCAUCAAAACUCAUGCCUGCACUAUUUGGUCUUCAUUCAUAUUAGUGUGAUCCAGCCUCUUAUGAUGGCACUGCUCUGUCUCCUGCUCUAACUGGCAUUAACAACAUCUCAGGGCUUCACAUUCACAAUCACAGUCACCAUGGACCACCGCCAUCUUCCUCACUGACUGGAAACCUUGUGAAAGCUGAUGAACUAUCAUGUCAGUGUGUGUUCUUCAGGGCUUUGCAGAUAAAUCUUAUACUGAAGUAAUAACAUCAUUUUAUAUUUAGGCUAGUAUAUAACAUCUCAUUCUAAGCACAUGACAUCCAAAAAGAAACAAAAUCCCUGAGCUUCAACCGGUCAACUCCUACUGUAUGCGUCUGAUAUCUUCUAUUGAUCAUAAUCCAUACAUUUAAAGGAGGGGGGGGCGGUUAAUGUGUACUAUAUCGUCACCUGCUGUUCCACUGUCUCUCUUCAACAUAUCUAAAUACAUGUGCUAUAUAUUGUUAAUCUUGUAAGUAAAAUAGCGUGCCAUGACAUAGUAAAAUGCAAAAGAAAGGCACUUGCUAACUUUGUUCAGAGAAAUGUUUGUUUUAUUUAUUUCUGUAUGCCUAUACUGUAGCGUCCACAUGAUUAUGUGAAGGAUGACCGUGCGGAAUUUCUGUAUUUAUAGAUCAUCACUAUGCUGUACUGUAUGUGAACCCUUGUGUUGUAGUAAACAGUUCAAUAAACUUAUACAAAGGA
Messenger RNA from Labrus mixtus (cuckoo wrasse), 6375 nucleotides. RefSeq names its product kinesin family member 5A, a (gene kif5aa). Gene Ontology annotation, biological process: microtubule-based movement. Gene Ontology annotation, molecular function: ATP binding; microtubule binding; microtubule motor activity. The record is from RefSeq and is a predicted model, not a curated record. Bases 492 to 3641 code for a protein of 1049 amino acids. The transcript is spliced from 29 exons. NCBI's taxonomy places the organism in Eukaryota, Metazoa, Chordata, Actinopteri, Labriformes, Labridae.